Oryzias melastigma (Indian medaka) is the source of this 1592-nucleotide messenger RNA. RefSeq names its product complement C1q tumor necrosis factor-related protein 7. The transcript has 3 exons. The coding region runs from base 16 to 1077 and encodes 353 amino acids. Gene Ontology annotation, molecular function: protein binding. The record is from RefSeq and is a predicted model, not a curated record. NCBI's taxonomy places the organism in Eukaryota, Metazoa, Chordata, Actinopteri, Beloniformes, Adrianichthyidae.
AGCGGUGGGCGGAGGAUGAAGCAGGAUGAAGCUGCUGCUGUCGGUGCUGCAGGGCUGAGAGGAGCCAAACAGCUGAGCUCUGCACGCAAACGUGAGAGGAAAACAUGCUCCGAGUGGCCUCGCCUGUCUUCAGCUCUGGAGUCUGAGCGGAGAGGACGGAGGAGACGCACACAACUGCAGUCUUCAUCAGCGCUGGAAAUGAACAGCUGUCAAAUGUGGGAUUUGAAGAUGUGGGCGCUGAUGGGAGUCUUCCACUGCGUCUUUGGGCAGCUGCUGGACGCCAAGCUCAAAGGAGGGCCGAAACUGAUCUGCAGCAUCCCGGGGUCGCCCGGCCUACCGGGCAAACCUGGUCUCAGUGGGCCUCCUGGAGCACGCGGGAAUGUGGGCAUACCUGGAAGAGAUGGCAGAGAUGGCAGGAAAGGGGAAAAGGGAGAAAAGGGAGACACAGGGCUAAAGGGUAAGGUUGGCCCCACUGGUCAGAGUGGACAAAGAGGUGAACGUGGGCCUGCAGGGAAACGAGGUCCUCCAGGUGAAAAUGGAGAAGUGGGUCUGUCUGGUCAGCUGGGACCUGACGGGGAGAAAGGGGACAAGGGCAAACGAGGACCACCCGGGACUCCAGGAAUCUGCAAAUGUGGCAGCCUGCAACCUAAAGCUGCCUUCUCUGUAGGAAUCACCAGCAGCUACCCUGCUGAGAAAACCCCCAUCAAGUUCAACAAGGUCCUCUUUAACGAGGGCGGCCACUACAACACCCAGACGGGCAAGUUCAUCUGUGCGUACCCAGGCAUCUACUACUUCUCCUAUGACCUUACUCUGGCCAACAAACAUUUGGCUGUUGGUCUUGUGCAGAACGGUCAGUAUCGCAUCAAAACCUUUGACGCCAACACAGGAAACCAUGAUGUGGCGUCUGGAUCCACUCUCAUGUACCUAAACCCUGAAGAUGAGGUGUGGAUGGAGAUCUUUUUCCAAGACCAGAACGGCUUAUUUGCAGACCCUGGCUGGGCUGACAGCCUUUUCUCUGGCUUCCUGCUCUAUGCAGACACCAUCUACCUUGACACACUGUCAGAGGACUAUGCAUAGAACCUAGGAGAGCCCAAACUGCUGAUCUUUCUGAUAAAAUACAUAUAGUAAAAUUUUAUUUUUAUACAAAUGUUUCCACAACUAUUUUUAAGUCAUUUAAAAAGAAUAUUGUUAAUAAUCUGAAAUGCUGAGGCUGUCAGAUAAGGGGGCGGGAAAGAGCCAAUUUGAAAUAAAUAUAUACACCAAUAAAUAAAUAAAUAUGUCAUUAAUUAUUUAAAAGUGGGAAUAAAUGAAUAAAUGUUGAAAUCAAUAAAUAAAUGUGGCAUUAAAAUAUUUAUUUAAUGGUGUAUAUAUUUAUUUCAAAUUGGCUCUUUCCAGCCUCCAUAGUCAGACAGCUGAAAGAAGAAGUGUAAAAACAGCUGCAAAGACCAAUUUUGUGAACUAAAAAUAAAAACAAAACUACUGUUGUUUUGUGGGUUUGUAAAACUCUUUCUGAUCAUAUUCUUCUCUUUAGGUGCCGAUGAACGUGUUUUCCAUAUUUGAGAUGAAAAGCUUCAAAUAAAAACUGAACCAAG